AUGUUCGACGGUCGGAAAUGGCGGGAGACGGGUAAGAAAGCAAAGUUGUUGAUGAGUGGAAUUCCUGCGCCAAGAUCUUUUUGGGAGCUCCGAGCUUCUUUGCUCCCGUCAACUCCUACACACCAACACCCUUUCCUCCUCAACUUUUGCGCCAUGAGCUUACUAGCAGUCAACACUGUCGACCGCUUGGACCGACCGAGCGCAUACUUCGGUGGCAAGAACAAGCGACGCAGAUAUAAUGAAGAGGAGGAGCAGCAAGAGCAAGAGAAGGCCGACAACAAGUUGAAGAACGCAACUACCCUCUAUGUGGGUAAUCUAUGUGGCGAGAUUAAGCGACUGGUGAUGGGCCUCGACCGUUUCAACAAGACACCCUGCGGGUUUUGCUUCGUGGAAUACUACACUCAUCAGGAUGCGCUGGACUGUUUGAAGUAUGUCGGGGGAACUAAGCUGGACGAAAGAAUUAUUCGAACAGAUCUGGACCCCGGGUUCGAGGAAGGGCGACAGUUCGGACGUGGUAAAUCGGGUGGACAAGUGCGUGAUGAAUACCGCGAAGAAUACGACCCGGGUCGUGGUGGAUAUGGCCGCGCCUACGAUGAGCAGCGCCAGCGUGAAGAGGAUGAAUACGGCGCCGGAAGGUAA
This is a messenger RNA of Penicillium salamii, 639 nucleotides long. The record is from the annotation of a GenBank genome assembly. NCBI's taxonomy places the organism in Eukaryota, Fungi, Ascomycota, Eurotiomycetes, Eurotiales, Aspergillaceae.